Molecule: messenger RNA, 492 nt
Organism: Dovyalis caffra
Lineage: Eukaryota; Viridiplantae; Streptophyta; Magnoliopsida; Malpighiales; Salicaceae
Source: the annotation of a GenBank genome assembly
AUGGAUAUUAGUCUGACGAGCACAGGAAAGUCCGACCAAAUGACAUGCAGUUCAGAUGACCUGCAGGAUUCAAGCCAUGUAAGGUCUUAUACUUGUGCUUUCUGCAAGAGAGGCUUCUCAAAUGCACAAGCAUUAGGAGGCCAUAUGAAUAUUCAUAGAAGAGAUAGGGCCAAACUUAAACAGGCUUUCCAUGAAAACUUUCUUUCUUUGGACAUCACAAAGUCCACCGAGGAAAAAGGUAGUGCGCCUAAGACACCAUCUGCUCCAUCAAUAUUUGAAGAUGACUGUGCUACUCCCGGAAAUAUGGCUACCGAAGAUGUUAAGCAGAUACCCUUUAUUGUUGAUGCCAAGGUAGGUACUGAUCAUGACCAUGAUGAUAACAAGAUGCAGUUGAAUCAAGCUACGAUACAGGCAGGAUUGGACCUUGAGCUUCGACUAGGGUCCGAGCCACACGAAUCAUCUACAAGGUCGAGUACCAAAGAAUUCUUUUGA